AUAUUCCAAACAACAUUUAUUAGUCUAUAAUUCUCAAAAUACAUCCAAAUUUUAACUUAUAUGCCAAAUAAUACAUCCAUUUGGUACAAUCAAGUGAAAAGAGAAGCGUUGUAACUUAAAAACCGAGAAAGUAUAAAUAAUAAUUAAUGAAGCUUUAAAAGAAGUAAAAAUUGGGAGACUAGAAAUAAACUCUCCUAAAAGGCCAAGUUCAAGAAAAUGAGAUGAAAAUGGAGGAAAAGAGUAGUAGCAGCGUCAACAACGACGGAGUUAAGCUCGGGAUUGAAGAAGCAUGGAAGUGGGUUCCGAGUGGGACCCACUGGUGGUGGGUCGUAGCUAGCGCCGCCCAAUUAGGGUGGGGAAUCAAGUCCUACAAAAAAGGGUUUACCGGAGAUUGCCGGUUUAUGCCUGCCAGAGCUUUCGGCGUCGCCUCUCUCUUCGUCGGCGCCGCCGCAACCGCCUCCGUUUGCGCCCUUUCCGCCGCCGGCAUUCAUAAUGUGGAAGAUAUGAAAGAAGCUGGUGCUAAUAUUAGGACGGGACUGGGUGUUCCUCCUCGAACCAAGGCCAAAUAACAUCAUCUUUGGCUAUUCAAUAUUAAGAUCUUACUUCUUAAAAACAAGAUUAGGUGCACCUUGUUCGAAUCAACCCGAAGACUUCCUUACCAGGUGUAUUUCAGCUCCAAAACAGAGUUGAAGGACACAUUGCUCUUUCUUUUUGGGCAUAGCUAAAGGAAAAUUCGACGCACGUGCUUGUAAUGGCCUUUUUUUUUUUUUUUUUUUUUUUUUUUUUUUUCCUUUUUCUUUUCCUCAGCUUCCUUUCUUAGGCUUUGCAUCUACAAUCAGUGUCAAUGGUUUAACAUUUAUAUGCAGUAAACUCUCAAUUUUGCCAAUCUACAUUAUAUUUUCUUCCUGAUUAUUCUUCAAC
Molecule: messenger RNA, 921 nt
Organism: Chenopodium quinoa (quinoa)
Lineage: Eukaryota; Viridiplantae; Streptophyta; Magnoliopsida; Caryophyllales; Amaranthaceae
Exons: 2
Coding region: 222-569 (115 amino acids)
Source: RefSeq, a predicted model, not a curated record